Messenger RNA from Pollicipes pollicipes, 606 nucleotides. Its product is annotated as proline dehydrogenase 1, mitochondrial-like. The record is from RefSeq and is a predicted model, not a curated record. The coding region runs from base 94 to 606 and encodes 170 amino acids. Gene Ontology annotation, molecular function: FAD binding; proline dehydrogenase activity. Lineage: Eukaryota; Metazoa; Arthropoda; Thecostraca; Pollicipedomorpha; Pollicipedidae. Gene Ontology annotation, cellular component: mitochondrion. The transcript is spliced from 4 exons.
UGUCCCGCGCGGCUCGCGACGCCUCGGACGCCCGUCAGUCGCAGCGCGUGCGAGGCGGCGGCCGCGUGACCCGAGUGACCCGCGCUGGGCGCGAUGUUCGCGGCCGCGAGAACCGCAGCGGUGCGUGGGCUGACCCGGCCGCGCCGGCAGCUGCAGCUGGUCCGGCGGCGGCAGCUGCAGACGGCGCCGGCCGCCCAACUGGCGGACCCGCCGACGCUGGACUUCCACGACCCCAAGCAGGUGUUCGAUAGCAAGUCGAUGCCGGAGCUGGUGCGCGCCCUGGCCGUGCUCAAGCUCUGCUCGCUGGACUGGUUCGUCGACAACUCACUGGCGAUCCUGCGGCGGAGCGAGCGCCUGCUGGGGGAGCGACUUCUUCACAGGCUGAUCAGCCCGCUCUACAGCCAAUUCGUGCCCGGCACCAACGAGCGUGACCUGGCUGACGUGGCCGCCCAGCUGCGACGGUCCGGCGUGCGGCUCGUGUUCGCCCACAUGCUCGAGGACGACAUCGGCGAGGGCCAGACGCUGGCCUCGUUCCUGGACGCCAACCUAGCCACCACGCUGCGCCAGUUCGGCAUGGUGCCACGAGAGCAAUUAAAGCGCUCCUAA